AUGAACGAGAGCCUUGUCUCCAAGUACAAAGACAUCAUCACCUCCAGAGGAUUGACUUACCACUAUCUGUCCGUGCCAGCUGUGGAUGACAAACCCACUCUAUUCUUCGUCCAUGGCUUUCCCUCCAUUUCAUAUGAUUGGUAUCAUCAGAUCAACUACUUCUCCGAGAAGGGAUUUGGUGUGGUAGCGCCCGACAUGCUCGGAUACGGCGGCACGUCCAAACCCACCGAUAUAUCCUUGUUUCUGCACACCGCAAUCGCGCAAGACUUGCUCGACAUUCUUGAUGCCGAGAAAGUCCAAAAAGCCAUAGCCGUUGGGCAUGACUGGGGCACCCGCAUAGUCUCCGUCCUGUCAAUGAAACACUCUGACCGAUUCUUGGGUUUCGCAUGGGUUGUGGUCGCAUACCAAAUAUACACUCCCUUACCUCCCAUCGAUGUUAUUUUAGAGAUGAAUAUCAAGACAUUCGGCCGGCCACUACUGGGGUACUGGAAGUUUUUCGAACAAGAAAGCGCUGCUCAAAUCAUCGAGAAGAAUCUAGAAUCGUUGAUUUCCGUGCUUUAUCCAGACGACCCAGAUAGUUGGCUGACUCUGAUGAAUCAACCCGGGGAGAUACAAGCCUUCAUCGCAAGUGGAAAGACAACAAAGAGAGCCGGUUAUCUCACAGACGAGCACCACUCACGCUUGUUGGAGUCACUUAGGAAAGGUGGGUUAGCGAGCCCCCUGAACUGGUACAAGUCUACGAUCGGUAGCGUCAAUUCCCGCAUUAUGGAAGACAUACCAGAAGAAAAUCAGUUUAUCAAGAAACCCGCGUUCUUUGCAGUCGCAAGGAAAGACCACGUAUGUGUGUAUGAUUACGCCGUGCCCCAAAUGAAGCAAUAUGCGACGGGAGGUCUCCACCUGGUAGAGUUCCAAGGAGGACACUGGGUUCAGUUGGAGGAACCGGAAACGUUCAACAGAGAGCUUCAUUGUUGGAUUCGCGAUACGUUGCAACAAAAUUGUUGA
Molecule: messenger RNA, 1002 nt
Organism: Suillus bovinus
Lineage: Eukaryota; Fungi; Basidiomycota; Agaricomycetes; Boletales; Suillaceae
Product: Alpha/Beta hydrolase protein
Exons: 5
Coding region: 1-1002 (333 amino acids)
Molecular function (GO): catalytic activity
Source: RefSeq, a predicted model, not a curated record